AUGCUGCCAAGAGUUAACAGCAUGGUUUGGAACAUUGAAGAUGGCAAAGAGGAGGAGCAAAAAAGUAGUACACCUUCUUCUUCUUGGCCUCCUCAAAACAGCAACAACAACAACAACAACAAUGGCGAACACAAACCGGAAUCCAUGGCGGAGCCCGAAAGAGACGAUUGGUACCACUUUCUGCAUGCCCACCAAGACAUCUCAUUCUCGCCACCCAAUCAUCACCUUCUCUUACAUAACCAACUCGAUUCAUCUGCUUCUUCUUCCCCGUCCUCUGUUUCAGUCUUCAACACCCUCAAUCCAAAUCAUCACCUCAAUAGCACUUACUUUCUCCACCCAAAAUCUGUAAUCAAUCCCAUCCCAAACACAAACAUCCCCUUAGAUGGAGCCCUUGAUCUGGGCUGCCAAAAUGGUUAUCUCGAAACUGCGCUUAACCGGCCCGGUGGGCUUCUCGGUGGUGGUUUUGGUGAUUUUGGUGCUAAUUCUCAUAUGGGCUCUCUUAAUUUGACCUCAAAUCAAGAUUCUCAGUUUGGCUUGUUUCAAGGGAAUUGUGGGUUUGGUGGUUUUGGGUUUGGGGAUGGGUCCAUGCAGCUCAACAGCAACAACAAUAGUAAUACUAAUAGUAAUGAUACUAAUAAUAAUAAUAAUAGUACUAACUCAUUGUUCUUCAAUAGGGCUAAGAUUCUGAAGCCACUUGAUAAUUUUGCAUCACUUGGUUCACAGCCAACCUUGUUUCAAAAAAGGGCUGCCCUUAGGAAAAAUCUUGGGAAUAGCAGCACUAAUGUGGGCAAUUUGGGAUCUUUGAACUUAGGGGGUUGUUCUAGAAGCCAGGUUAGCUUAAAAUCUCCAGCUAGUGCUAGUAAUCUGGACAUCAGUGAGGAGAAUAAUGAGAGGAAAAGGAAAAGUAGUAGUGUGGAUGAUCUGGACGAUUUUAGUAUCGACGGUUCUAACCUGAAUUACGAUUCUGAUGAUCAAUUCUUGGAGAUUAGUGCUGCUGUUAAAGGAAAAAAUGGUGGAAAUAGCUCGAACGUGGUCUCUCCCGGGGAUCAAAAGGGGAAAAAGAAAGGGCAGCCAGCAAAGAAUUUGAUGGCGGAAAGGCGGAGGAGGAAAAAGCUUAACGACCGGCUCUACAUGUUGAGGUCGGUUGUUCCGAAAAUAAGCAAGAUGGACAGAGCUUCCAUACUCGGUGAUGCAAUUGACUACUUAAAGGAGCUUUUACAGAAGAUCAAUGACCUCAACAACGAACUCGAGUCUGUCCCAGCUGCUACGUCUUCAGCUACCCCAAAUUCGAAUUUCUACCCCGUCACGCCAGCUGGCACCCCUCGACUACCGAGCCUUAUCAAGGAAGAGCUUUGUCCUAGUGCAUUCGCAACCCCAUUGUCAAGCCCAACUGAACAACCAGCAAGGGUGGAGGUGAGGCUUCGAGAAGGGCGAGCUGUGAACAUUCACAUGUUCUGUGGCCGAAAACCGGGCCUUUUGCUGUCUACUCUGAGGGCUAUGGACAGUCUGGGUCUAGACGUUCAGCAAGCUGUUAUUAGCUGUUUCAAUGGUUUCGCCUUGGAUGUUUUUCGUGCUGAGCAAUGGGGAGAAGGCCAAGAUCUGAACCCUGAUCAAAUAAAAGCAGUGCUCUUGGAGUCUGCUGGCUUUCAUGGGAUCGUAUAA
This is a messenger RNA of Striga hermonthica, 1662 nucleotides long. The record is from the annotation of a GenBank genome assembly. NCBI's taxonomy places the organism in Eukaryota, Viridiplantae, Streptophyta, Magnoliopsida, Lamiales, Orobanchaceae.